CGGGGGGCUCCGGGCCGCCCGUGGAUGAGCACCAUGCGGCUGCUGCUGCUCGCCCUGCUCUUCUCGUCCUCCUUCGCGCGGGCCGGCUGCGACCCCAAGAUCGUCAACAUCGGCGCGGUGCUGAGCACCAAGAAGCACGAGCAGAUCUUCCGCGAGGCGGUGAACCAGGCCAACAAGCGGCACGGCACCUGGAAGCUCCAGCUCAACGCCACCUCGGUCACGCACAAGCCCAACGCCAUCCAGAUGGCUCUCUCCGUCUGCGAGGACCUCAUCUCCAGCCAGGUCUAUGCAAUAUUAGUUAGUCACCCUCCUGCUCCAAACGAUCACCUAACACCAACACCCGUAUCAUACACAGCUGGCUUCUACAGGAUCCCUGUCAUUGGUCUGACAACACGCAUGUCUAUAUAUUCUGAUAAGAGCAUCCACCUGUCCUUUUUGCGCACAGUCCCACCAUACUCUCACCAGGCCAACGUCUGGUUUGAGAUGAUGAGAGUCUUCAACUGGAAUCACGUCAUUCUGAUAGUCAGUGACGACCACGAAGGUCGUGCUGCACAGAAGAAGCUGGAGACCCUCUUGGAGGAGAGAGAGUCCAAGAGUAAAAAAAGGAACUAUGAAAACCUCGACCAACUUUCCUAUGACAACAAGCGAGGACCCAAGGCUGAGAAAGUUCUUCAGUUUGAUCCUGGAACCAAAAAUGUGACGUCCCUGCUGCUUGAAGCUAAGGAGCUGGAGGCUCGAGUCAUCAUCCUUUCUGCCAGUGAGGAUGAUGCGGCCACGGUGUACAGAUCAGCAGCCAUGCUCAAUAUGACGGGCUCCGGCUACGUGUGGCUGGUGGGGGAACGGGAGAUAUCAGGCAAUGCACUGCGUUACGCCCCUGAUGGCGUGAUCGGGUUGCAGCUCAUCAACGGGAAGAACGAGUCAGCCCACAUCAGUGAUGCUGUUGCUGUGGUGGCCCAGGCCGUGCACGACUUGUUUGAGAAGGAGAAUAUCACAGACCCACCGCGUGGUUGUGUGGGCAACACCAACAUCUGGAAGACGGGCCCCCUUUUCAAGAGGGUGUUGAUGUCCUCCAAGUAUUCGGAGGGUGUCACCGGACGGGUGGAAUUCAAUGAAGAUGGGGACAGGAAGUUUGCCAAUUACAGCAUCAUGAACCUGCAGAACCGGAAACUGGUCCAAGUUGGGAUUUACAAUGGCAGCCAUGUCUUGACCAAUGACCGGAAGAUCAUCUGGCCUGGGGGGGAAACUGAGAAACCUCAAGGCUAUCAGAUGUCGACCAAAUUGAAGAUCGUGACGAUCCAUCAAGAGCCCUUUGUGUACGUGAAGCCCACACAAGCAGAUGGCACAUGCAGAGAGGAAUUCACCAUCAAUGGAGACCCUGUGAAAAAGGUCUUUUGUACUGGGCCCAACGAGACCAUCCCAGGCCGCCCCACUGUGGCACUGUGCUGCUACGGCUUCUGCAUCGACCUACUCAUCCGGCUGGCAGGGGUCAUGAAUUUCACCUAUGAGGUUCACCUGGUGGCUGAUGGUAAAUUUGGUACCCAAGAGCGGGUUAACAACAGCAACAAGAAGGAGUGGAACGGGAUGAUGGGGGAGCUACUGAGCGGCCAGGCAGAUAUGAUUGUGGCUCCUCUCACCAUCAACAACGAGCGGGCACAGUACAUUGAGUUCUCCAAGCCCUUCAAGUACCAGGGCCUCACUAUCCUUGUGAAGAAGGAAAUCCCCCGCAGCACCCUGGACUCGUUCAUGCAGCCAUUCCAGAGCACUCUUUGGCUGCUCGUGGGGCUCUCUGUGCAUGUGGUGGCCGUGAUGUUAUACCUCUUGGAUCGCUUCAGCCCAUUUGGCCGGUUCAAAGUGAACAGCGAGGAAGAGGAGGAAGAUGCCCUGACUCUCUCAUCUGCCAUGUGGUUCUCCUGGGGAGUUCUGCUGAACUCCGGCAUUGGAGAAGGUGCUCCCCGGAGUUUCUCUGCCCGUAUUCUUGGCAUGGUGUGGGCUGGCUUCGCUAUGAUCAUUGUGGCUUCAUAUACUGCCAACCUGGCUGCCUUCCUGGUGUUAGACCGACCUGAGGAGAGAAUUACGGGCAUUAAUGACCCCAGGCUGCGCAACCCCUCUGAUAAGUUCAUCUAUGCCACGGUGAAGCAGAGCUCGGUGGACAUCUACUUCCGACGGCAGGUGGAGCUGAGCACCAUGUAUCGGCACAUGGAGAAGCACAACUAUGAGAGUGCUGCUGAAGCCAUCCAGGCCGUGAGGGACAACAAGCUCCAUGCCUUCAUCUGGGACUCAGCAGUGCUCGAAUUUGAAGCUUCCCAGAAGUGUGACCUGGUGACAACGGGGGAGCUUUUCUUCCGCUCCGGCUUUGGGAUCGGGAUGCGCAAAGACAGUCCAUGGAAGCAGAACGUCUCCCUGGCCAUCCUCAAGUCCCACGAGAACGGCUUCAUGGAGGAUUUGGACAAGACUUGGGUGAGGUAUCAGGAGUGUGAUUCCCGUAGCAAUGCCCCAGCAACACUCACCUUUGAAAAUAUGGCAGGUGUGUUUAUGCUGGUGGCUGGAGGUAUUGUUGCCGGGAUAUUUUUAAUAUUCAUAGAAAUAGCUUACAAAAGGCAUAAGGACGCGCGGAGGAAGCAGAUGCAGCUGGCGUUUGCAGCCGUUAAUGUGUGGAGGAAAAACCUGCAGAGAGAACUGAGAAGGAGGAGCAAAUGUAUCCCCGAGCAUGCUCUACGCACCAGCGGGAUACAUUUUGGUUACCCCCGUGCGGUAGCAGAGCCAGACCUGGUCACUCCGUCCCCCGUCGGAAAGGUCACACUCAUUGGCACGAAAGCAAUUGGGGAGGAAUCGUUCUCAGCGCCCGCCGCAGAGUGCGGCCGGUCCCCUCGGCUCGCUGCCCCUGCACCAUGGCGGCUGGUGCUCCCAGCCUGCGCUAACCAGGAUAGAAAAAGUGGUAGAGCAGAACCUGACCCUAAAAAGAAAGCCACUUUUAGGUCCAUCACCUCCACCCUGGCCUCCAGCUUCAAGAGACGUAGGUCCUCCAAGGAUACGCAAUAUCAUCCCACCGACAUCACUGGCCAGCUCAACCUCUCCGACCCCUCAGUCAGCACUGUGGUGUGACGUUCUUCCUGGGGGCCAUCAGUCCUAGCCCAACACAGUAGGAAGGCACAGCCAGGACUGCCUUUCCAAGGGACACUGAUGGGUUCUUCUGGGUGAUAUGGGAGGAAAGCAUCCUUCAUCUGUACACAGUGACUUCAUUGUAUAUCUCCCUCCCUUCCUAGACCUGCUGACAUAUUCAUGCCCCAGAAUGCACCACAGAACCAGGACACAGUUUGGAUUUCACUGUAUAGAGAUAAUUGCUUCCAACCUGUGCUGUUGUUAAUCAGUAUUGCCAUUGACUGGCUACAUGCAAGAACGGACUUUGAAAGGCACAUAGUGCCUGCUCUCACAUGUUAGCACAGAAGAGAUGGUGCUAGACUGCUAACAAGUGUUUCACUUUGCAGGCUUUGUGCUUCUCAGCACAGGCACAGACCGCUGGACCUGCACUCCACAUUUCGCACCACCCUUGGGGACCCCCAUGUGAUGUGUUCAUGGCCCCGAGCGGCUGGAGCAGUCCACAUGGUGUGAUAGGCCAGGCAUAUGUUCCUGUUGUGCCGAGUGAUCCACUGUGUCUGCAACAGGGACUGGAAGAUGUGUGUUCUGUUCAUUGCCAGCAGAAAAACUCCUGUUCCUCCCUUCUAUCAGCCUGUGCACAAAGCCCAUGGCUAUGAUUCGUCUCCUGUGUGGGGUCUGUUUGACCCAGGAGUGUUUCCAGUCCUGCAGCCCUCAUUGGCUCCCCCCAUGGCCAUGCGCCUGUGCUAAAAAAUGGUACUUUGGAGCUCCUAAUGUGUUGUCAGCCAAGGUCCUGGCUCCCCACAUCUGCUGCUCACAGGACAUCCCCACAGCCUGGCCAUGCCCAGCACAUAGCUCGCACACCAUGGCUCUCCUGGCCAGGAACAUUUCCAUGGAGAAUGGCUCUGGAUGGUUGCAUUGACUUUAAGCAAAGCUCCAUAGCUGCCAGCACCAGCAAUGUAAGGAGAGAUACUGCUGCCUGGACUUCGCUGGGUGCUUGCUGAGUGCCAUGGCAUCCUCAUGGAGGUCACCCAACCUGUCUUUGGUGUUUGGACACCACAAUAGGUGCUUGUAGCACACUGGGCCUUCCCUGCCACACUCACCAGUGGUGCAAGCUUGAUGGCAACCUGUGUGGCAGCCCUGCUGCCCCAGCUCAGCUGGCUGCAUCUGCCUGAACCCAGAGGCAUGAUAAACCAGAUCCUGGCUCAGGAGAAGGGAACCAGAUGAGGCUGGCUGAAGCCAUUCUUCCUCACACCUUCCUUCCCCCAGGCAUAUGUGCUCUGGCACCCCCACCAGACAACAGCCCAUGUAUCAGCAUCCCUUAGCACCCUCCCAUGCAGGAGCUGUGAGUGGGUGCAGGGACACCAGCACCCUGGAAGCAUCUGGCACCGACCAGGCUGGUGAUGAGCAGCUGCAGCAUGUGCACAGGCCACACCGAAUCCUGCCUCCUGUGAGGGUGGAAAGCCCACCUGUAAUGCCGUACCAAGCCCCAGCAGCAAGAACUGCCUGCCUUCCCCUCACCUCAGCCAAGCAGAUGGGGCUUCUGCUAAGGAUCAGCAUUCUUUGCAGGCAGGAUUUUCAGACUGCAUCUGAGGUCUGUGAGCAUCGUCCCACUGACUGCUGUGGCUCCAUCAAAUUCAUUUUGCUCCAGCUGAGAAAUUGGGCCCAUUCUACUUUAUAUGUUGAUGUAACAUUAAUAUCAAAUUUUUGCAAGAGCUCAGUAAAGUCUAGACUGAA
Molecule: messenger RNA, 4830 nt
Organism: Dromaius novaehollandiae (emu)
Lineage: Eukaryota; Metazoa; Chordata; Aves; Casuariiformes; Dromaiidae
Gene: GRIN1
Product: glutamate ionotropic receptor NMDA type subunit 1
Exons: 22
Coding region: 25-3102 (1025 amino acids)
Biological process (GO): regulation of membrane potential; monoatomic ion transport; ionotropic glutamate receptor signaling pathway
Cellular component (GO): synapse; NMDA selective glutamate receptor complex; plasma membrane
Molecular function (GO): NMDA glutamate receptor activity
Source: RefSeq, a predicted model, not a curated record